AGAAGGUCGUCGGGUUGCACAUGGUUCUGUUCGUUCAAAUGGUGUAGACUAGUUGUAGUGGUUCGAUUAUGUUGUCGGAAUAGUUUUAAUAUUUUUCGCGGGUUUUGUGUUAAAUGACUUGAUUUCUUUGAAUAUUUUUGGAUAAUUGUCACCGCUAUGAUGGAUUUCAAGUUACGAUUGUUUAUUUGUCUUGUGACAUUAUCAUUAGCAAAAUGCAAUCAGUUCUAUUUUCCGGACAAUAUGCCUAAGGCACCCUUGUUAAAUUCAUCGCAACCGAUUGUUCCAGACCUUACUGCCAUUAAAGGUAGUCCCGAAUAUGAAACUGUCAUCGACAGGAUUAUUUCGGAGGGAAUUGCUAAAACCACUUUGGCGAUCAACAGGGUCAUUUUGGAAACUUCUCGGUCGAAUUAUGAUAAUAUUGUGUUUGCCCCUGUCAGUAUAUCAGCUGCGCUGGCGUUGGUGUUGUUGGGAUCCAACGGCAAAACUUACGACGAGAUCAUAUCUUUGAUGGGCCUAGCAACCGGAAUGGAAGAUCUGAAGUCCAAAUCCCUGGUGGUGCACACACAAUUCGGUCGAAUGAUCCGGAAGGUGGAGAGGACGUCCGGAUUCGAUAUGGGAUCUGAGGUGUUGUUCGCCUCAUCCAUUUUUGUCCAGGACAAUUUCCCCAUCCGUUCCCUGUACAAACAAACCGCUGAGGAUUUGUACGAAUGCGAAGUGCUGAAUGUGGACUUUGAGAGGAACAUUGGGAUUGCGGAGAAGCAAAUAAAUGCGUGGGUGUCUGACAGAACGCACGGAAAAAUUACGGAUAUAGUGCAAAACACUUUGUCGUCGUCGACUAAAGUCGUUAUCGUAAGUGCCAUGUAUUUUAAAGCUGCUUGGGAGAGGCCGUUUUUCCCUGGAACAACCCACAAACAUCCUUUCUAUACUAAUGGCCAGAAUUCUAAAGCCACUAUUGAUGUAGAACUAAUGGCGAACGGUGGUUUCUUCCCUUAUUUUAAUGACGAAAUUUUAAAUUGUGAAGUAAUGGGAUUACCUUAUAAAGGCAACAAGACUGUUAUGUAUGUGGUAAAACCUGUCGACUCCAAUAUGCAAAUUUUGAGGGAACUAGAAUUGAAAAUGACAGCAGCUGAUUUGAACCGGUUAGCUGACAGUACUGAGCUUAGAGAUAUGGUUACGUUAUUUCCAAAGAUGAAGAUCGAAAGUACUUUAGAUUUGACUAAACCUUUGUACGCAUUAGGAGUGAAAUCAUUGUUUAAUGCUUCUGAAUCAAACUUGGCUUUGUUAUCACCAGGGACGUCCGAAGAUGUUUUGCCAGCUUUGGCAAACCAAAAACUAAAUGUGCCAAUAGAAAAUGUUAAAAAUCCACUUGCAGUUGAUCAAAGAUACUCCGGUGAUAACGACGUACUAAUUUUCAGCAGGAUUGGACAACCAAAGAAUUGCACCCAAGCAAUUGAUCCUAAUAGUCCAGUAAACGUGUGCCAGGACAAAACCGAUAUCACUGAGCCACUAAACAGACCAUGGAAGAAAAUCAACAGACGGAUACAACAAAAAGUUGAGACUUUAGAUUCCUUAAGAGAAUUAAUUAACACAGAAUCAACUGAUAAUCGUUAUAAAAAUCCAGGACUUUAUGCAGAUAAAGUAAUUCAUAAAGUUUACAUGGACAUCACUGAGACUGGCACUGAAGCUGCAGCCGCAACUGGAAUAAGCUUAACUAGGAGCGGUAACAGAGUGGCGUUCCGGGUAGAUGUGCCGUUUUUCUUUUUCAUCAGACACGAGGAAACAAAACAAUUACUCUUUUGGGGAUCAGUUAAUGCACCAGUUCCUAAUUUUAAGAGACAAGAUUAGAAUGUUUUAAGUGAUUUUAUUUAUGUAAUAUAGUUUUAAUAAAAUGUUUUUAUAAGGA
This is a messenger RNA of Aethina tumida (small hive beetle), 1903 nucleotides long. RefSeq names its product serpin B13. The coding region runs from base 157 to 1845 and encodes 562 amino acids. The record is from RefSeq and is a predicted model, not a curated record. NCBI's taxonomy places the organism in Eukaryota, Metazoa, Arthropoda, Insecta, Coleoptera, Nitidulidae. The transcript is spliced from 4 exons. Gene Ontology annotation, molecular function: serine-type endopeptidase inhibitor activity.